AUGGACGAUCUCGCGUCCCUCGAGCUGCUCUCCCUCGUCUCAAGAAUCACCUCCGAACUCAACAACCAUGUGGGAAUCAACGACAAGACUCUUGCUGAGUUCGUGAUUGAUCAACAUGAGAAAAGCGACGGGAAACUGGUUGACUUUAAGAAUGCCCUGGCUGCUCUUGGGGCUGACUUCCCAAACAGUCUGGUGGAGAGCAUUGACCGACUGAUACGAACGAUGCAUCCGAAAUACAAGAACCAGAGCCAGCAGCAGAGCGGUAACGGCGAUAUGGACGAGCUAGGCGCUCUAGAGAGCAAGGCGAAAAGGUUCAAAGGCCUCGCAGUGCCUGACCGGAACCCAAAUUGGGAUGAUUGGGAGGAUGACACUGUUGGCCAGAAAGCCAUUGAAGAAGACCCGCGUCGCGCUGGCGAUGACACCUUCGCGCUGCUCGAGGGAUUAGCACCUUCGACCGGGGCCCAUUCGUCCACGAACGGUAACAUGAGAAAGCGCAGCCGAAGUCCAGGUCGAGACGACUACCCUCGAGACAGACGUCCUCGUCAGAAAUACUGGUCAAGAAGUCCAAGUCCGCGAGAAGAGAAGCGGUCUCGGCGAAGGCAUGACGAUGAUGAUGACGAUGAGAGGCGUCGUAGGCAUAGACACCGAGAUCGGGAGCGAGACCGAAGAGAUGGGUCCCAUCGGACUCGACGAGAUCGCGACUACGACGAAAAGCUCGAUGAUCAUCCUGUGCUGUACAAGGUGUACGACGGUGUCAUCACCGGGCUAAAGGACUUUGGAGCCUUCGUCAAUCUGCAGGGAGUCAAGGGCAAAGUGGAUGGUCUUGUCCAUGUGUCAGCCAUCCAAGAAGGCGCUCGUGUCAAUCAUCCAUCAGACUUGCUUUCUCGCGGACAGCCUGUCAAGGUGAAGGUGAGCAAGAUUGAAGGCACACGCAUCGGUCUGUCGAUGAAGGAGGUCGACCAGGUAUCUGGCGAAGAUCUAAUUCCUUCAAAGCGCAUUGCUUCGGGUGCCAACAUGGAGCGUAUGAAUGGUGCCGUCGAUCGCUAUGGUAACCUUUCUGAGAACGUGCCGGUCAUUGAAGGUGACAUCAACGGACGUUCUGGUCGAAAUAAUCGCAAGCGAAUGACCUCACCAGAACGAUGGGAAAUCAAGCAGCUAAUCGCUUCGGGUGCAAUCUCGGCCCACGAGUAUCCUGAUAUUGAUCAGGAAUACAACGAUAAUCUCAACGGCGAUGGCGAGCCUGAGGAACUGGAGGAGGACGUUGAUAUUGAAGUACGAGAGGAAGAACCGCCCUUCCUGGCUGGGCAGACGAAGCAGUCUCUGGAGCUAUCACCCAUUCGUGUCGUCAAGGCGCCGGAAGGUUCCUUAAAUCGUGCCGCACAGGGCGGAACAGCACUGGCGAAAGAGCGUCGCGAGCUGAGACAGCAAGAAGCUACUGACAAAGCCGCGGAGGAAGCCUCUAAAGUUGAUCUCAACGCACAGUGGCAGGACCCAAUGAUCAACCCCGAGGAUCGUAAAUUCGCUUCCGACUUGCGCCAGGCACAGCAACAGACCACUAAAGCGAUUGCAGCAGUUCCAGAAUGGAGACGUGCAACUCAAGGCCAGGGCCAAUCAUUCGGCCGGCGUACCGACAUGACCAUUAAGCAACAGCGCGAAUCCCUGCCCGUGUUCAAAUUCAGGAAUCAGCUUCUUGACGCUGUGGCUCAGAAUCAGCUGCUCAUCGUGGUUGGCGACACAGGUUCUGGGAAGACGACACAGCUAACACAGUACCUAGCCGAAGCUGGCUAUGCUAAUGAUGGUAUCAUCGCUUGCACUCAGCCUCGACGUGUAGCUGCCAUGUCGGUCGCCAAACGUGUCUCCGAAGAAGUCGGUUGCGAGCUCGGACGGGAGGUAGGCUACACCAUUCGUUUCGAAGAUCGUACCUCGCCUGAUACAAGGAUCAAAUACAUGACGGACGGUAUGCUGCAAAGAGAAAUCCUACUAGAUCCCGAUCUAAGACGAUAUACCGUGAUCAUGUUGGAUGAGGCACACGAGAGGACAAUAGCAACUGACGUCUUGUUCGGGUUGCUCAAGAAGACGCUGAAGCGGAGGCCAGACCUCAAAGUCAUCGUCACAUCGGCAACUCUCGACGCCGACAAGUUCAGCGAGUUUUUCAACCAGUGUCCGAUCUUUUCGAUACCGGGACGCACAUACCCUGUCGAGAUCAUGUACUCGAGAGAGCCAGAGGAGGACUACUUGGACGCGGCUUUGACUACUGUUAUGCAAAUCCAUCUUACCGAACCUCCCGGAGACAUCCUGCUGUUCCUGACGGGCCAAGAAGAGAUCGACACUAGCUGCGAAGUUCUCUAUGAGCGGAUGAAAGCUCUGGGACCCAGCGUACCUGAGCUCAUCAUUCUGCCAGUCUAUUCGGCCCUGCCGAGCGAGAUGCAAAGCAAAAUCUUCGAUCCAGCUCCUGCAGGUAGUCGGAAGGUGGUCAUCGCAACAAAUAUCGCCGAAACAUCCAUCACUAUCGAUCAUAUUUACUACGUUAUUGAUCCUGGUUUCGUCAAGCAGAACGCGUAUGAUCCGAAACUGGGCAUGGAUUCUCUCAUUGUGACACCUAUCUCCCAAGCUCAAGCGAAACAACGAGCGGGCAGAGCCGGUCGAACAGGUCCAGGUAAAUGCUUCAGGCUGUACACUGAGGCUGCGUACCAGUCAGAGAUGCUGCCAACAACCAUCCCUGAGAUUCAGCGGCAGAACCUGUCCAACACAAUCCUUAUGCUAAAAGCCAUGGGAAUCAACGAUCUGCUGCAUUUCGAUUUCAUGGACCCGCCACCAACAAACACCAUGUUGACUGCACUGGAAGAACUGUACGCUCUAUCUGCACUUGACGACGAGGGACUGCUCACACGGCUUGGGCGGAAGAUGGCUGACUUCCCUAUGGAGCCUGCUCUAGCCAAAGUGCUUAUCGCAUCGGUUGACACCGGCUGCAGCGAAGAGAUGCUCUCAAUUGUCGCAAUGCUGUCGGUGCAGUCCGUCUUCUAUCGCCCGAAGGAAAAGCAGCAGCAGGCCGAUCAAAAGAAGGCCAAGUUCCAUGACCCGCAUGGAGAUCACCUCACUCUACUGAACGUAUACAAUGCGUGGAAGACCUCGCGCUUCUCUGAGCCUUGGUGCUUUGAGAAUUUCAUCCAGAAACGCCAGAUGACGCGCGCGAAAGAUGUACGGCAGCAGCUUCUCCAAAUCUUCACCCGCUACAAGCAUCAGGUGAUCUCCUGCGGCCGCAAUACACUGAAGGUCCGUCAGGCUCUUUGUUCAGGAUUCUUCCGCAACAGCGCCCGCAAGGAUCCUCAGGAAGGCUAUAAGACUCUCAUCGAGGGAACACCAGUCUACAUGCAUCCCAGUUCUGCACUUUUCGGCAAACCGGCUGAGCAUGUUAUCUACCACACUCUGGUCUUGACGACGAAAGAGUAUAUGCAUUGCGCAACAGUCAUCGAGCCACGGUGGCUAGUGGAGGCAGCGCCUACAUUCUUCAGAGAGGCCGACAAGAAUAAGCUGAGUAAGAGGAAGAAGGCUGAACGGAUUCAACCUUUGCAUGACAAGUAUCGGGGCGAGGAUGAAUGGAGGCUGAGCUCUCAGAGGAAGCAAGGUCGCGGAGGAGGUGGCGGUACUUGGGGUUAA
Messenger RNA from Cyphellophora europaea CBS 101466, 3657 nucleotides. RefSeq lists its product as uncharacterized. The record is from RefSeq and is a predicted model, not a curated record. The transcript has a single exon. Gene Ontology annotation, molecular function: RNA binding; ATP binding. Bases 1 to 3657 code for a protein of 1218 amino acids. Gene Ontology annotation, biological process: spliceosomal complex disassembly. NCBI's taxonomy places the organism in Eukaryota, Fungi, Ascomycota, Eurotiomycetes, Chaetothyriales, Cyphellophoraceae. Gene Ontology annotation, cellular component: intracellular anatomical structure; catalytic step 2 spliceosome.